This is a messenger RNA of Pecten maximus, 2611 nucleotides long. Its product is annotated as solute carrier family 49 member 4 homolog. NCBI's taxonomy places the organism in Eukaryota, Metazoa, Mollusca, Bivalvia, Pectinida, Pectinidae. The transcript is spliced from 11 exons. Gene Ontology annotation, cellular component: intracellular membrane-bounded organelle; membrane. Gene Ontology annotation, molecular function: transmembrane transporter activity. Gene Ontology annotation, biological process: transmembrane transport. The coding region runs from base 878 to 1801 and encodes 307 amino acids. The record is from RefSeq and is a predicted model, not a curated record.
GACAUUCUCAUAAGAGUUACACGUUUCACACGUGUAUGCAUUAUUUACAAGGUUUGUCCUAAAUUAUCACAAUUAAGUGAACUACAUUGGUAAAAUGAUCACUGAUGAAAUGAGAUAAGUAAUUUCAUACCACAUGAUAUACGUUUAAGAUAUUUUAUAUCAUAACAUAUAUGGCAAUUUAAUUGAUUGUACUUAACCCCACACGUGAUUAGCACCUUAACAUACUAACCGGGUGAUUUAUGGACUAUAGGCUGAAUCGUCAAUAUCUAACUGCAUUUCAUAAACUCGUUACAUGCAGUUCAAGUUAAGUUCAAGUUCUUUAUUACUUUAAGCAUUUCGGCUCAUCCGUAGACAUGUGAAUAUUCAUAUUAUAACAAAAUCAUUGAUCACUUUCGCACCACACCCACAUCGACACAUGAACGCGAUAUAUAACGUUUACAUACAUGUAUAUACAUUGAAUUUCAACUUCACCAAACCUUAAGGUACAGACAAUAAACAAAGCCUUUGUUAAAUGUCACUGAGAUGCACACAUGUACACCACAUACAGUAUCAAACUCAUUGUCGACGUUUGUAUUCGAAACCAGUUAUGACUGGUUAUCUCUAGUCUCGGCAAACAAUGUGAAUACUAACUAACUAUGUAUAUGGGCUGGAGUAUAAAAUGAUAGAACGUAUUGUGUCUGGCUCAAACUCUCAUCGCUACAGCUAAAGGUGCGUCCACUAUAUUAAGGCAAUGCAUAACGCUGUUAGAAAAGAAACGUUUUAAUUAAUGUGGUAGAAUUUAUAUGACUGUCGAUUAUAUAACCGAUGUGGAAACUUACCAAUGAUUUCCUUUAAUUAUCUAUGUGUAUCAACUAAUAUUUAUUUGUAAAUAAUUUACAUGCGGGUUUUGUCGCCUAAAUAUCAAAUAUACAUAGAAAUUUCCAAUUUUUCAAAAAUUGUCAGAUUGGUCAUGGAGGAAGUGAAACCAUUAUUGCAUGUGAAGCCCAGAACGUACGUCCGCCGAUGGUGGGUUCUCUGUUACUUCAGCUUGGCAUGUAUGUUUACCACCUGUAGCUGGAAUUCAUGGGGACCAAUCACAGAGUCCGUUAAAUACGGGUUCGGAUGGGGCGACUCCGUUAUAGCGGAUAUCCUUAAUAUCGGACGGCUGGCAAUGUUUUUAUGUAUCAUUCCACUGAGUUACCUGCUUGACACGAAAGGAAUCCGCCAUGGCAUGGUAACAAGUAACGCUCUUUUGCUGGUGGGAUACGUAUUACGCUGUCUCAUCAAUCAAACAACAUCCACGUGGCCGGCGUUACUUGGACAAUUUAUGAUUGGUUGCGGAAAUGUGAUAGGAUACAGUGGACCGUCAGCUAUGUCGGUGGUAUGGUUUCCACAUAACGAGCGAGCCACAGCCACCUCUAUAGCAGUAAUGAGUACAUACAUUGGCCUCGGAGUCGCCUAUGUCAUUAAUCCUCUACUGGUAUCGACACCUAUAUUUGGUCAGGAGGCGACCCCAUACCGAAACGUCAGUCAUCGCGGACGUAUAAACUAUACCGAUCAUGACCUUAGUCUCGCCGCUAACAAUGGUAGCAUUAGCAAUGUUGUUUUGAACAAAAACACCAUACAAGAGGAGACAAUGACCUUGAUGUACAUAGAAACGGGGAUAACAGCAGUGUUCGUGCUAGUAGGCAUAGUUCUUGUUCCAAAUGCCCCGCCAACUCCUCCUUCUCAUAGUGCCAAUGCAGCAAGAAUGGCAUACACCAAGGUGUUCUUACACCUCAUUAGAAAGAAGCUGGAUGGCUUGGGUUUGCUAGUCUCAUAGCAAGCAGUGUCGUGGGAUUUAUAAGUGCAAGGUUUUCUGACGUGUGUGCUCGGAGGUUGAAGACGAUCUUGAUGAUCAUGUUGGUUAUCGCUAGUCUCAUGUACCUGUGGGUUUCCUUGUUAUGUAGUCAGUACAUCGACUAUAGUAAAGAACAAUUAUACGUGUCGACAAUCCUAGCCUGUGCCUUCCUCAAUGGCUGUGUACCUUUACUUUAUGAACAGAUAUGUAAUGCUGCCUUCCCUAUCCCAGAGGGAAUCAUUAUUGGAAUAUCUGGCCUCAUGACGAUGUUAGGUGGCAUAUUUUAUAUGUUGCCAAUCUCCCUCGUCCAGUUUGAAGAUAACUCCUGGCUGGAAUGGGCUAUCCUAGUGGUAUGUGUUGCCGGAUGUAUUGUUAUACUUAUUAUUCCUCAAAGGAACGGACGGGCCGAUCUGGAUGUGUCUAUCCGUGUUUCUAAAACCGGCUAUUAUCAAAGACUAGAAACAGAACAAAAAGACUUACUUAUCACAGAGCACAAAGUUCCAGAAAAUACUUAAGUAUGUCGAACGUGUAUAAAAUAAACUUUCUAUUGAAAGCUGACAUAUUAUAAUGUAUCACAAAAGAUGAUGUUUGCCUUGAAUCGUGUUUUAUAUUUGUUAUGCUAUAUCUGUACAUUAUUUGUUGUUAUUUAUUGGAUGUCAUAUAGAGCGUCAGUUAUUUCUCAUGCAUUUGAGUGGAUUUUGUUUACUGUUUUGAUGCCAAUACAUGUCCAUGGUUUUCUUAAAUGCGUUUUAUCAUGUUGUCUAAAUAGUUAAAUAAAAGUAUAUCAUCUAA